Messenger RNA from Hymenoscyphus albidus, 1260 nucleotides. NCBI's taxonomy places the organism in Eukaryota, Fungi, Ascomycota, Leotiomycetes, Helotiales, Helotiaceae. The record is from the annotation of a GenBank genome assembly.
AUGUCGUCAAUUACUGGGCUAGGGAUCAGAGAUCGAGCUAAAGCAAAGUUGAAGAAAGAUGACGCGCCCAAGUCAUCAGGAUCCAAAGAUUCCUCUUGGCUUGGGGACAAGCUCGGGGACAAGAAUCCAGUAGCUGGAUGGAUGGGCAAAGGAAAAGGAUCGAGCUCAGACGAACGCUCUGCACCCCCUCUACAUACUCUGAGAGAUCCAUCUACAUUUGCACCUCCUCCGAAGCACGUCAAUCGUUAUGGAGGUACGCGGGAAGAAGGGUCGGGGGCACCAUCAACACGACAGGAGAUCGAAUAUACAAGGAGGGAAGAGGAGGAAGCACAAAGAGAAGAAGAGAGGAAUACGAAGCCCCCGCCAGUUCCAUAUCGAAUGGAUACGACAGGUUUAUCUACCUCACAUCUGCCGCCUCCGCCAGGUCGCAGAGAUGUAUCUGGUAGUCGGGAACCUCCAGCUAUCCCGGGAAAUAUGCCUAAACCACCAGGACUACCUCUACGAUUACCACCAAGACAGAAUUCUGCUCCUGCGCCCUCUUCAGGAACCCGCGAAGCUCCGCGAGAGCCCGAUUCACACCGAGGAAUCCUCAAUCAAAGUUCGUUGAAUAACUUGUCUUCUGCUGGUAUAUCAGUUCCGGGAUUUGGUAUUGGAGGAGGCAGACAGGUAUUACCUCCACCGGCUCCUCCGGCACGUACUCAAAGCCCUGCGACUUCUCCUACAAACACUCCGGUCAAUAACUCUACCAUAAAUGAGCUUCAGUCUCGAUUUUCGCGGCUCUCGAGCCAACCAAAAGCAGAGGCUCCAAGUGAAGGAACAACCUUCGCUGAGAAGCAAGCUGCCUUAAGAACAGCAGCUUCAUUUCGAAAGGACCCUUCGUCCGUGUCAUUAAGUGAUGCCAAAACAGCUGCUGGAACAGCAAAUAACUUUAGGGAAAGACAUGGUGAACAAGUCAAAUCUGGAUGGCAGUCGGCCAGUAAAUUGAACACCAAAUACGGUGUUGCUGAUAAAGUUGGAGCACUCGGAGCGGGGGCUGGAGGAAUAAGAACUACAGAACCACCACCGCCAAUGGCACCGGAAACGCAGAAUGAAGGCGUUGGACCUCCAGCUGGUAUAGCUAAGAAAAAACCUCCACCUCCACCUCCUAAGAAGAAGGUUGGAUUAGCUGGUUCGCCUGUAGCUGCUUCUCCGCAGGAAGGUGCUCCACCUCCUAUUCCUCUGUCUAGCAAGCCGCGGCCCCCUGUAAGUGGACAUUAUUGA